ACGCAAUCACCAGCUCAGAAUUCUCAUGCUACGUCUUUCGCUGAUUUGCUGUGCAAAGUCUUCCAUUUUCAGGGAAAACCGCAGAAGUUUUUCGACAAUGUGGUAUUUCCUGAAAUUUUGAGAUUUUAUUUUGCUUUCUGUUUUUCCAAUUCGGGAAUUGAAGGUCGGGAGCAUUUGUUAGCUUGAGGAAAUCAGGAAUGGCGCCACCAAUUCUUGCACUCGCUCUUCCCUCAGAAACUGGUCGAGUUCUCAGCAUUCAAUCACACACCGUUCAGGGAUAUGUUGGCAAUAAGUCAGCCGUCUUUCCUCUCCAGUUACUGGGCUAUGAUGUCGAUCCAAUCAAUUCAGUACAGUUCUCAAACCACACAGGCAAGCUGCUUGUAUUACUAUUCAUUUCAGUACACAACUCUGUGAUACCCAACAUUUAAGGGUCAAGUUUUGAAUGGGCAGCAACUGUGGGAUUUAAUAGAAGGCCUUGAAGCUAAUAAUUUGUUGUACUACACUCAUUUAUUAACAGGUUAUAUUGGUUCUGUUUCUUUUUCGAACACUGUAUUGGAAGUUGUAGAUAAACUUCGCACCAUAAAUCCGAAUCUUAUAUAUGUUUGUGAUCCAGUGAUGGGUGAUGAUGGAAAGCUUUAUGUUCCUCAAGAGCUUAUAUCAAUAUAUCGUGAGAAGGUUGUCCCAGUCGCUUCAAUGUUGACUCCUAACCAGUUUGAAGCAGAAUUGUUGUCUGGAUUAAGGAUUACUUCUGAAGCAGAUGGCCGGGAAGCCUGUAAAAGUCUUCAUGCUGCUGGGCCUUCAAAGGUUGUCAUUACAAGCAUAAACAUAGAAGGCAAUCUUCUCCUCAUUGGUAGUCAUAAGAAGGAUAAGGAUAAUUCUCCUGAGCAAUUCAAGAUUGCAAUACCCAAAAUUCCUGCUUAUUUUACGGGAACAGGAGAUCUAAUGGCAGCGCUUCUUCUCGGAUGGAGUAAUAAAUAUCCUAACAACCUUGACAGAGCAGCAGAGCUUGCAGUAUCAAGCUUGCAGGCACUCCUACAGAGGACAUUGAAUGACUAUUUAAGUGCUGGCUUUAAUCCCCAAUCAAGCAGCUUGGAGAUUCGACUCAUUCAAAGCCAGGACGACAUCCGCAAUCCACAAUUGAAAUUCAAGGCUGAAAAAUACAACUAAAGAAGGUGAUGCCUCCUCAGUACUAAAACACAAUAGCCUACUUGGUAUUGUCACAUUCUCAUGUUUUGUCAUGAAAGUGUACUGCUUUUACAAAGUCAUAGUAUCAUGUUGCAAAGGGAAUAAAAGAAAGAAAGAAAGAAAAACAGCAGGUAUAGGGAAAUAAAUGGAUGAAUGGAAUCAGAAAUGAUAUUAGUGAUUAUCAGCACUCAUUGAGUUUUGAUAAUGUCUACAGAUAUUACAAGAAUAGUUUAAUUUUGUGGAUUGCCCUGUUCAUGCUUUACAUAGUAGGUAAUGGCUUCGCCACACCUGUGUCCUUAUCUGAUAACUCUCUUCUAUAAUUGUAAUUUCUUCUUAUAUUUCAGCUAGAAUAGUUAAUU
Messenger RNA from Rubroshorea leprosula, 1544 nucleotides. NCBI's taxonomy places the organism in Eukaryota, Viridiplantae, Streptophyta, Magnoliopsida, Malvales, Dipterocarpaceae. The record is from the annotation of a GenBank genome assembly.